Messenger RNA from Schistosoma rodhaini, 1887 nucleotides. The record is from the annotation of a GenBank genome assembly. NCBI's taxonomy places the organism in Eukaryota, Metazoa, Platyhelminthes, Trematoda, Strigeidida, Schistosomatidae.
UUUACUUUCCUAAUUCACUUUCUAAUUUUUAUUGAUGAAUAUGAAAUAGUAUUUUAGAAUUCAACUAAAUCUCCUGACCUUUUGCACUUUUCAAGGUUCGGUACUUGGCGGUCGUUUUGACUCCAGACUUUUCUACCAAGGACAAAGGGCAUGGAUCGUGCCCCGGCAGCAUAUGAGACUACAUAUGAAACUAGGUACGAAACAACAGAUGUUUCAUCAGUAAUCAACGUUGGUUUCGUACGGAGUUUAAGUGGAAUAUUGAAGCUUUGUCAGGUGAGUUCCACAUAAAGCAUAUUAACCGAAUAAGGCGUAAUAAAAGGUAUCCUAUUUAAGUAAAUACUUGAGCAACCUCCGUGUAAUACAUAUAAGUGUUCUAAGCCAGUGACAUCAGUCUUAUGUCUGUGUGACCAUAGCUGUAUUCCUUCGUUUUGUGUCCUUAUAACGAAGUAGAUAUGUCUUAUGACCUAUGUAUUGUCGUUAGUAACACUGGCUAACACUUUAAAUAUUACCCUCAAGAAUGCAUAACUAGUGGUAUCUAAAGCCACUUAGUUUCACGAUAUCAAUGAGGACGAUCCUACUGAGUUGUAUCGUACUAAUUUGUGUCGCUGCUACUUCAUACUGGUCAAUACACUCGUCCGGUGGAUGGGUAAACUUUGUUGCAGCUACCACUUUGAUAUGUGCAGCAGUUUUCUAUAUAUUUUAUCUAUUCAAUCUUAUCAGAAAAUUGCCAGGUCCGUGGAUUAUAAUUGAGUUUUCUGUGCUACUAAUAUGCACCUUCUUUUGGUUUAUAACGCUGAUCGUUGCAGCGGCUCAUCAUUCAAAAGGUGCUGGUGCUAUAGCUGCGGCUGUAUUUUCUGCAAUCGCUCUUGCGGUUUACAUCACAGAAUUAGCCACUCGAUUCCGAUGUGAACGCAGAGGGAACGGCUUCAUCAUCACAAUGACUGGUGUAAUGACUACGCAUGCAACACGUGGUCCGCCUACAUUUGCUCAACCAGCUCCAGGACAUAUGCAAGCUGAGUCAGUAGAUCCACAUAUUGGAUUUUCAGGAGCUUAUGCACCAGGUGAACGUGCAGAUGAAGGUUAUAUAAUGCCAUAAGGACCUGUGUAUUACACUUGGAUUAUUUGUUUACCUCCACUACCCAUAUUAUGUGAGAAUCUCUUCACAUUCUCUCAGACUAUCAUUAGGCUCCUUAAGCUAUAUACAUAUAAUUGUGCUCUUGUUUGGCAUAUAUGGAUUGUUACUCACCAAGUUUGUAUCUUUGGAGCUGCUAAAUGAGAUAGACAAUAAAGCACUGCAACUCACACAAAAACAGUUAUUAAUAACACUUAUUAUUAUUGCUAUGAAUUGCAUCAUUUAUGUGUAUAUUAUCUUGGUUUAUUGUUUAAUCUGCCCAUUGUAUCUGAUAUCAUUGUAGUUGGAUUUUGAAGUAUGUCCGCUGCUUUCUUGCGUAUUUCUUGCUAGUUAGCUAGAUAAAUAAUGUUUCACUUACCUCUUGUUUCCACUUCUUUGUAUUUGAUGGUGCAGCCAACCGUAGUCAAAUUCUUGCUCGCUAUUUCAUGCCUUUCCAUGCUCCUCUCCUCUUUGCCUCUUUUAUUAUUGCAACAGUUCCGCUUUUACCUUGUUUUCCUCUUCAUCUGAUCAUAUGUGUGUUUCCUGCAUUACCUACCCCUCAACGCAAGUAUUUGUGUUUGUAUCAGUUUUAUGUCUAUUCGAUUGUUGUGUUGGUUUUUGUAUUACCUUUCAAUAUCCUAUUUUUAUUCAAUCAAUGAAUCAUAUGAAUUUGGAGAUUGAUUAUCAUCAGUAAAAGUUGUGAAUUGUUUCUUAAAUGUGUGUUAUAACUAUUGUUAUUUAAAAUGGAAUAUAACUAAAUAUACAUAUACAUGAGC